AUGAGUUCUUGGAUGAACUGUCCGUCCUCUUUGCUGCUGUUGCUGUUAGGCUUGAGCCUGCACAGCGCGUGCAUCACGCGAGCGAACGUUGCCGGUCAGCACGGUAGUCAAGACGGUGGUCACGAGUCUUUAAUGGUGGAGACUACUAGUGGGCUGAUGCGCGGUUUCUCUCGCACGGUGCUCGAUCGUGAGGUUCAUGUGUUCUACGGAGUGCCAUUCGCGAAACCUCCCGUUGGGCCUUUGCGAUUUCGCAAGCCGCUGCCGAUCGAGCCCUGGCACGGGAUUUUGAACGCUACCACCUUGCCCAAUAGCUGCUAUCAAGAGCGCUACGAGUACUUUCCAGGCUUUGAGGGUGAGGAGAUGUGGAAUCCUAAUACCAACAUCUCCGAGGACUGUCUCUACCUCAACAUUUGGGUACCGCAGAAGUUGCGUCUACGUCACAAGGAGUCACCAGACAACGUUGGUAAUAACGGUAUGGCGAUAUUGGUUUGGGUUUAUGGCGGCGGCUUCAUGAGCGGCACCGCCACCCUGGACGUCUACGAUGCCGACAUUAUGGCGGCGGCCAGUAAUGCGAUCAUCGCUUCGAUACAGUAUCGUGUCGGAGCUUUUGGCUUUCUGUAUCUCAAUCAGCACUUUGUCAAUAGCGAAGAGGCGCCAGGUAACAUGGGCCUCUGGGAUCAGGCCUUGGCUCUUAAGUGGCUCCGUGAAAAUGCGCGCGUCUUCGGCGGCGAUCCCGACUUGAUUACAAUCUUUGGCGAGUCUGCGGGUGGUAGUUCAGUGUCCUUGCAUCUCAUCUCGCCGGUCACGCAAGGUCUAGUGCGUCGAGGUAUCCUUCAGAGUGGCACCCUCAACGCCCCAUGGAGUUACAUGACCGGCGAAAAGGCAAACGAGGUGGCUCGUGUGCUGGUAGAUGAUUGCGGAUGCAAUUCGACAAUGCUGCAAGAAAACCCAGCACGUGUUAUGGCCUGCAUGAGAUCGGUGGACGCGAAAACUCUCUCCGUGCAGCAGUGGAAUAGUUAUGGGGGCAUUCUCGACUUCCCGUCAGCGCCCACCAUCGACGGGGUUUUUCUGCCUAAGGAUCCAUUGGACUUGGUCAAAGAGGCGGAUUUCAAAAACACCGAGAUCCUGAUUGGAAAUAACGAGAACGAAGGAACAUAUUUUAUUCUAUACGAUUUCAUUGACUUCUUCGAGAAAGAUCAAGCCAGUUUUUUGGAGAGAGAUAAAUUUCUCAACAUCAUCAAUACUAUCUUCAAGAAUAUGUCGCAAAUCGAGCGUGAAGCCAUCAUUUUUCAAUAUACCGAUUGGGAUCAAGUGAACGAUGGUUAUCAGAAUCAGAGGGCGAUAGCAGAUAUCGUGGGUGAUUAUUUCUUUAUCUGCCCAUCCACACAUUUUGCGCAAUUAUUCGCAGAUCGCGGCAUGAAGGUCUACUAUUACUUUUUCACGCAGAGGACAAGUACGAAUGUUUGGGGCAAAUGGAUGGGUGUGAUGCAUGGUGACGAAGUGGAAUAUGUCUUUGGGCAUCCCUUGAAUAAAUCAUUGGAAUAUACCGACAAUGAACGAGAUCUUUCUUUGAGAAUGAUUCACUACUUCUCGCGAUUUGCAUAUACGGGGAUGCCAACAGUAACUGAAACUGAGUGGCCAUCUUAUACUAGAAAUCAUCCAAAAUAUUUUAUUUGGAAUGCAGAAAAGAAGAAUGCUUUUGGCAGAGGCCCUCGCACAACAGCCUGUGCAUUUUGGAACGAAUUCCUGCCGCGCCUAAAAGGUGUUCCUGAUCCCACACCCGAGGCAUGUAAAAGUGCAAUGGCGUCGAGCGUUUCUGCUGGUGUCAGCCAACUGCAUAGUUCAUCAACAAUUGCGUCCAUCAUCUUACUUCCGGUGCUGGUAGUAUAUAGAUUUAUAUAAGCGAUUCACCUCCAUGUCGAUAAAUCCUUUUCAUAGCUGGCAGGUACCUGACUGGGCAGAAAAGUUCCAUCGGCGUUACCGUCCGACAAACAGGUCGUAUAAUAAGCGUUGUUUACGCUUCAAGGUCGCAUUAGCGGUCGUCAACAUUCGUAGAUCGAUAGGUCGCCGUAAGACGUAUGCUAUUGUUGUAUAGCAACAGUCCGUCUUUAAUUGUGUCAUUAUGGCACCGGCACUAGUAACACAGCGCGAUGUUUGCGAAUGAUAAUCAGAAUGCUCCGCAUCUCGGCGUGAUGCAUUCGUUGUUUCGAGAGAUAGCCGUAGACUUAGGUAUAUGUCGCGAUCCGCGAUUGAAGACAAAAGAUACUCGACAAAAC
Messenger RNA from Atta colombica, 2276 nucleotides. RefSeq names its product acetylcholinesterase-like. Gene Ontology annotation, biological process: acetylcholine catabolic process in synaptic cleft; choline metabolic process. Gene Ontology annotation, molecular function: acetylcholinesterase activity. NCBI's taxonomy places the organism in Eukaryota, Metazoa, Arthropoda, Insecta, Hymenoptera, Formicidae. Bases 1 to 1902 code for a protein of 633 amino acids. The record is from RefSeq and is a predicted model, not a curated record. Gene Ontology annotation, cellular component: plasma membrane. The transcript has 6 exons.